UUAGUGAAGAUCGUAGGAAGUUCUAUUUAGGUAGGUAUUUCUAUUUCCAGUAUUUCUACAUAAGAAUGGAGGCUAUUGUUAUUAUUUUUAUUGUGCUACUUUUAAUCUGACUUCUACAACCUGAAAUAUAUAAUUUAGGACCCUAUUAAAGCAUUAUCUUAAGCAAGUGUUUUUCAAAUCUAUAAAAAUAAAAAAAUAUUUUUGUCUUCAAGUGUAUGAUAAUGUAUUUCUACACUUCCCUUUCUUUUAUAGUAUUUUUUCCUCUGUUUUCGACUUUUAUUUUUAUGUUCUCUCUUUAUCAAAAACAUAAUCUAACUAGCUGCUGUCUGUGCUUGCUGAAUGGCGCGUGGCCAUAACCCUGAUUGCAAUAUCUUAUCGUACCCUACGUCACUUCAUGAAUUUAAUCAAAAGUGCAAAAAUGCCAAGCUUAUCGAGCUUUCUUACCCAAAGCCUCCCGACCAAAACUCAGUAGUCAGCCAUGAGAAACUGCUCAUUCAGUUCCUUUACCUUCUUGACAAAUUUUGAGUGUUUCGUUUUUAUGGCGUCAUUGACAACUUUUAAAUUAAAAAUGAUCACGACUCUUGGGUAGAACAUGAAAUCGAUUGAGACCCGGCUGAAGAAUCGAUUUGGAAAAAUAAUGGUGAUGGAUAACCCACCCAGCCCGAGCAGCAGUAUCCAUCGGAUGGGCCGGAGUACUUCCCGCCGAAACUCAGCCACACACAGAACGCCACAGGGAGGCGACGAGGCCGACAACCAGGGUCGCCUUUUCUGGAACAGCCGGAGAAACUCGACGGUCGGAGGCAAGGAUGAUCGGCGCUCCAAGGUCGACUUGGGGCAGGGCGGGAAGAAGAAGCCGCCCUCGGCAUCACCGAGGCAGUCGGCCUACACCCAGACGGAUUUGGGCCGAAAGCGGACGACUCGCAAGUUGAAUACGCGGAACACGCGGUGCAAUUCGUUGCCAGCCACGGCCCUUACCAGCAGGGAUACCAUCCGGAAUAUACCCGGUAAGCGCGGCUAUAGGGCCCAGAUCGACCCCCGACAUUCGAACUUAGCCAAAAUUAACUCGGCCCCGUUGAUGGUAGGGAACAGGAGGCCGGAGGAGCUGACCGCCCGGUGCAGUGCGUCGCACGAGGGCCGCAAGCUGCUGCAGGAGCGACUGAUGGUGCGGGUCGACGCACUGUUCAACUUGCUCUUCUCAGCCUCGCCGUUCCUGCAGGGCUUCCACGAUCGGCGCAAAUCCACCGAUCUGCGCAUGGGCGGAUGGGUGCGGAACGCCGCCGGCCAGAACGAGCGCAAGGUCUCGCUGACCAUGGCCCUUCAGGCGAACGUCGGCCCCAAGUCCGUCAAGGUCACCGAGACUCAAGUCAUGCGCGAGUGCAGUGAGCCCGGGCAACUGUACUCCAUCGAUGUGCAGAGCAUCCACGCAGAGAUCCCCUACGCGGACGCCUUCGUGGUCCUGAUGCACUUCUGCCUCAAGGCCACGGUGGAGGAAUACACGGACUUUCUCGUCUUUGGCCAGAUCAAGUUCCUCAAGUCUGUGUGGGCGGUGGUCAAGGCUUUCAUCGAGAAGAACACGUACGCGGGACUCGAGGAGUUCUGCCAAUCCCUGUACAGCGCUCUGCUCAUCGAGAUUAGAAAAAAGCAAAGCUAAUCCUUUCGGAGGUAUACAUAACUAACUGGAAGGGCUAUAUACCCGAGUCCCCUGCAAGAAGGAUAAUUGAUUACAAGGAUACCGAUUAGCCAGCACUCAAAUUGGGAUUGUGGCAUACUUGAUAGAGGUAAUAAUAUCAAUCUUUUAGUUUUACAUAAUGAAUCGCGAAUUCCUCAGCACAAGAUGAUUGAACAAGGACCAUUCUACGAUUUUUAGUUGUAAUAAUUAAAAGCCCCAAAUAAAUUGUUAAACAAAA
This is a messenger RNA of Drosophila rhopaloa, 1907 nucleotides long. Its product is annotated as protein Aster-B. The record is from RefSeq and is a predicted model, not a curated record. Bases 593 to 1651 code for a protein of 352 amino acids. Gene Ontology annotation, cellular component: plasma membrane; endoplasmic reticulum-plasma membrane contact site; endoplasmic reticulum membrane. Gene Ontology annotation, biological process: intracellular sterol transport. NCBI's taxonomy places the organism in Eukaryota, Metazoa, Arthropoda, Insecta, Diptera, Drosophilidae. Gene Ontology annotation, molecular function: sterol binding; sterol transfer activity. The transcript has 2 exons.